Molecule: messenger RNA, 327 nt
Organism: Benincasa hispida (wax gourd)
Lineage: Eukaryota; Viridiplantae; Streptophyta; Magnoliopsida; Cucurbitales; Cucurbitaceae
Source: RefSeq, a predicted model, not a curated record
AUGGAGAAGUACGAAUUUGUGAAGGAUUUGGAUUCGGGAAAUUUUUGCGUUACUAAACUUAUGAGGAACAAACAGACCAAAGAACUUGUUGCCAUGAAGUUCAUUGAACGUGGUCCUCAGAUGUAUUCGAAUGUGGCAAGAGAGAUUAAAAACCAUGUAUUUUUUCCGCAUCCAGAUAUCGUUUGUUUCAAGGAGGUUACUAUAACCAGAACCCAUUUGGUUCUGAUGAUGGAAUAUGCAAAUGGAGAACUUUCCAAAAACGUUGACAAUUCUGGUGGUUUAUCAAAAGAUGAGGUCUAUUAUCUCUCUCUUUUACUCCCUCUCUGA